AUGCCACGAGUGCCGUCGUCGGAAACAAAAAGUGAUGUUCUCAAGGUCAACCGUGUACAAACUGCUACCGUCGCUUUCCCCAACCUGACUGCAAAUAUACCUGUGGCUCCACGUCUUCCUUUGCCCUCAGUCCUGGAUGUACGAGAAGGACCAUAUUCGCAUCUGAACCCUGCCACCAUCCAUGACACCCUCUCCUGUCUAGAUGAUGAGCCUUCGGGUUCGUCCUCUGAAGCGGACUCUUCCGUUAUAACUUCCUGUUCAAGGCCACGAACCAAUAUCUGGAAACCCUUCAAUGUUGCAUCCACCGAAAAUGCUAUUAAAACCAUUACAACACAUGGUAUCAAGGCAGCCAAACGCUCCUUUUCAGAGGAGCCGGUCGUCAAUCAAGACAUUACAUCUGAUGAAAGCUAUCGUCUCGUUGCUUCACCAAUCGGGAAUUCAACGGCCCAUUUGCAGUACCUGCCCAUGAGGCUCACAAAACUAAACAAGGAAUUAGUCCGCAUUCACUUACAACUGCUGUCACGCUUCAAGUGCGCAGUAGAUGGGGAUCCUGACCCGAGAAAUGAUUUUAUGAACACCUGGGUUCCCGCUACUGUGCAGGAUCCCCUUCUUCUCCAAAUUGUUCUAUUUACUUCGUCAUGUUUCCUGUCCGAGACUGGGCAUAUCUCAAAGUCCUUGCAAAAUGGACAUAAGUGGCGGGUGAUCUCAAUGCUCAACUCUCAGCUCAAGGACGAAAACGCCAAAAUGACCGACCCUUUGAUCUUGGGUGUUGUGCAGAUGAUCGCUGACUCUUGGUACUGGGGUGAUACACAUGACCUCAAGUGUCAUCUUGGAGGCAUAAGGGCGAUGAUCACCAAGAGAGGCAGCCUAAACAAGCUCGGUAUGCGCGGCCAUCUGGCCAAAAUGAUUCUCAUUAACGAUAUCGGCAUGGCGCUAGCACAUGAGAUCAAACCCUCUAUAUAUGGACGCCCUGGCUUUACAUUCCAUGAUUCUCGAGCAAUGCCUUUCAAGACCACAUUCAACACACCACUGAUAUGUAACUGGCAAUCUUUCAGGGAGUGUUCGAAUUCUUUGCAGUUACAUCCUAGCACCGCUCAGAUUCUUGACGAUAUGAGAAGAGUACUUGCGGAUGUUCUGGCGCUGCCAAAAACUCCAACUGUGGAAGAAGUUAAGAAAGUUAGGAACACCGCCAACUGUGUCUAUACGAAUAUAUCGGAUCUUCCAGACGAUAAACCGCCCCUGCGAACCCCAUUGUCGAACUCAUCUCGGUCAAGCUCAGCUGAGAGUCCAGAAUCUACUACAACUGAGACCCAGGAUCUUCCAGAUAUCGUGUAUGAUGUUAUCCGGAAAGUUGCUCUGAUGUAUUGUCGAGCAAUCCUUACCCGUUCCCCAAUUAGUUCUACUUGCUCCGAACAAGAAAUUACGAAAAUAUGGCAUGAUAUCUGGCGUUCCGGCCUGCCCACUUGGAAAUCAGUACUUGGUAUCUUUGUGUGGAUUAUGAUCGCACUUGUUUCCAACUGUCACAAGAUUGGGCCAGGUCGUCUUAUCAAAACCUUAACAAUAUCCACCAUGAUGUCCAUCGGGAUGGAAGAUUGGCAGACUUUCACCCUAAUAGUAAAAACAUCCUUCAGGCUACAAAGGUAUCUGGCUGGAGGAGACCAUGGCAGAACAAGCGAUCUCAUUGGAGGGGAGAAAGUGGUAGACAAGUAUGGGUUUGCGAUGAAAGACGUUCUACCAACCAUUGAUUUGCCAAUCGACGGCAAAUUAUGA
Messenger RNA from Fusarium sp. VM40, 1770 nucleotides. Lineage: Eukaryota; Fungi; Ascomycota; Sordariomycetes; Hypocreales; Nectriaceae. The record is from the annotation of a GenBank genome assembly.